CCAUAUCCACCGUCUCUGAAAAUCCGCUUGCAGUGUCUCCGUCCAGAUCCUAUCUUUUCCUUAUCUGUCAAAACCCGAGAAUGCGGGGGGCACAACACUGCUCAUUCUCCAUCGUGUCCUCCCUUCGCCGUCUCAAACCUUCUUUUGCCCCAUUCAAUUUUUCCGUCUAUAACCCCAUCAAGACUCUGCGUCCUGUAAGGGCCCAGAAACUCCUCCCGGCGCGGCAGGAAUCAUGGCUUGCUAACGCCUCGCCACCACUUCAUCUUGAGGAAGGUCCCAUCGAGCUUCCGUCUUCCGAUUCCUCCAUUUUUGCCUCCUCAGACGACCCUACUCCUAUCCAAAUAGCCACCAGUCUCCUCCUCACUGGAGCCAUCUCAGUCUUCCUCUUCAGGUCUCUCCGCCUCCGUCUGAAGCGAGCUAAGGAAUUGGUAAAAAACUUAGGUCAUCGGGAGUGAAGCAAAUGUCCGAAUUGGAAGCAAUUGAGAGCCUGAAAGGAAUUAUGCUGACACCUACUGAUGCCAAGGAUCCACCACCUUCACCCGUCCAGGCACUCUUUGGUGGUUUGACAGCUGGUGUUAUUGCACUAGUCCUAUACAAAUUUACAACAACUAUCGAGUCAUCUCUCAAUCGGCAAGCAAUCUCUGAUAAUUUCUCGGUUUGUUUCUCGUUAGCCCUGUGAAUUUGUUGUGUUGGAUCUAAUAUUCAUGUAGAGAGAUUAAACACUAAAAGUAAUGCAUACUUGAUUUUACAUUGAUCAUUUCAGAUACAUUGAACAUCGAUCACUAGCCAAAAAUAUAUCCCAGGUUUUCUUGAAAAAAGAUUACGAGAUACUCCAUGUGUGAUUUGCAUUCUCACAGUUUCUAGUGGGUUAUUGACCACAAUUUAGCUGCAUUGGUUGACAUUUAUCUUUAGGAAUAAGUGGUACACAUGCUUCACAUUUUAUUGAGUUAUGGUUGUUGAAGUCGCAAACAUUGAUGUUUUGUAUCCCUUAUAAAAUGACUUGCUAAUUAUGCCCUGCAACAAGGGUGCAAAUAGCAAUUUGGCCUUGGGGGUUUUCCCACGGUUAUUCGUUUGGAUUAAAAGUGGAGGCUGUAUGGGAGGGGAACUGGGGAGAUCUGUUUAAAGGAGGAGACAUUAGGGGAGAACUGGGGAGAUGGAGUUCCAAAAAAUUGUACUCCCUCUGUCCUAAAACUUUCUUCCCACUUCCCCUUUUUCUCCGUCCUAAAAUUACCUUCCCAUUAGAAAAAAAAAGAUGACAAAUGACAUUAAUACUCUCAUGUAUUUACACCAAUUAUCUUCUAACUCUAUAUUUUGAAUGAUUGCAAAAAAAAAAUUUCAAAAAAUCUUUUUUAAGGAGGGUAAAAUUUGAAGUCAAAGCCAAAAAUUAGAAAUGGGGAAAAGUCAAACUGGGAAGAAAGAAUUAGGACGGAGGGAGUAUGUUUCAUUCAAAUGGUCAAUGGAGGAAUGAAGAAAUAGUAUUCUAGAAAGAAAAAAGUACAACUGUUAUGCAGCAGCUGCCCUUUUCAAUUGUCUAGGUCAAAGCUGUUAAACUUGAGAUUCUAACUAGGGUUACAGAACCGUUACAUCGACUGUAAGAUCCUAUGGUAGUAGUUAAUAUUUAAGUUUAUAUUGGCUCACUUGGGUGUAGGGUAUGUUGAGUUGUAUAAGAAGGGAAUGUGGAGACAAAAUAGUUAAUAUACAUAUAUUUCAUAAUUAGACAGGUACAAAAGAAUAAAGAGAAGGGGUCAACCUGGACAGGUAAAUAGGAGCAAAGGGACUAUUUGGUAUAAUUGGUUAUGUAAAUAAGUAUUUUAGGAAUUUAUAUGUAUAACAAUAAUAAAUGCUACCAUUGGGA
Molecule: messenger RNA, 1855 nt
Organism: Cuscuta campestris
Lineage: Eukaryota; Viridiplantae; Streptophyta; Magnoliopsida; Solanales; Convolvulaceae
Source: the annotation of a GenBank genome assembly